AUGAGAAAUCCGCUCGCGAGGAGUUCUAUUGCGAAGAUUAUAUUUUUUAUCAUAGGCCUUUAUAUAAUAAAAAUUCUCAACGAAGAACAUAUCGAGCGAAAGAAAAGCCGCGAAAAUAUUCGCCCCGGACAUUCGCGAGAACUUGGACAAGAUUUUUUAGCGAAGCAAUCACAGGACUACAAAUUGUACGAAAAACACCGUCGAUUUCCGGAUUUUCUGAUCGUCGGCGCUUCAAAAUGCGGAACCAACGUUUUGAAACACUAUCUUCAUGGGAACCCUUAUUUUGUUCACACAAAUAUUGAAGACCCGCACUACUUCGAUAACAUGGAGCAUUUCAAAUCUGGUCCAGAAUAUUACAUGUCGCUGAUGCCUAAGGUCUACCCUUAUCAUCGCGUUUUCGAGAGUACUCCGAGCUAUUUUUCUUCAAAACUCGUUCCUGGGCGAGUGUAUGAUUUCGACUCGUCGAUGAAAAUCGUCAUCCUCGUUUGCGAUCCGAUUUCUAGAGCUCUUGCGCACUAUUUUUCAGCAGAAAGCACGAAAAUGGAAAACGGCGAAGAACACCUUCUUCCCCGAAAUUUCGUCUUCACCGCCACCACCGCCGAAGAAGGCCUCAUGGAUGCAAUCAAAGAAAUAUUCCCUUCCGUCGUCGUCGAAAUGAUGCAAAACGACCCUGAUUUCAACACCGAGGACGUGCGCGAUCUGCUGCAUCAAUACUUGCACCAAAACGGAGAUCGAAAACCGGCGAAUUUCUUGACUCGCGGCGCAUACGGAUAUCACAUUCGACAUUGGUUCAAGUACUUUCCACGGGACCAAAUCUUGAUCCUGAACGAAAACGACCUCAGAAAAGAGCCGUGGAAAGUCUUGAAUAAGGUCCAAGAAUUCGCAGAUGUAGACCAGCUGAUCAACAUUUCUUCCUUCGUCAAAAACGAGACUUCUGGUUGGUAUUGCCUUCAUGGAAAAUCAUCAGAUCACGUGCCAAACUGCGCAAUUUCCGACCCCGUCAAUGAUUCCCAAAAACGCAUCAACGCCGAAUUCACGCCUCAAACGAAACAAGUCCUGUCGAAAAUCUUCAAAUCAGUAGAAGACGAUUUGACGGAAGUUUUCGGGCACAAGUUCAAGUUUGUAAGAGAAACUGCUUAA
Molecule: messenger RNA, 1140 nt
Organism: Oikopleura dioica
Lineage: Eukaryota; Metazoa; Chordata; Appendicularia; Copelata; Oikopleuridae
Source: the annotation of a GenBank genome assembly